UACACAGUGGAUUCCGAUUUGGGCGGGUGUUAUAUUGGUAGUGUAAAAAAUGGCGUCGACGGUGUGUGUGUCUAGGUGCCGACUUUUAGCUAAAUUAGAAAUAAAUCGUGGUUUGUGUUUAUCUCCAAUAUUUAGGGAUUUGUCUAAUAACAGAGAAUCGUGGUGUCGUCGAUGGCGGCCCGUGCGCCGAUCGCUGUUCACAAGCGUAUGUGCGCAUGGAUCCAAAGCAACGCCUACAAAAAUCGAUCCUGAAAAAUCUGACGGUUUGCUUAUGUGUAGUGAAUGUGACCGCACGUUUAGCACUAAAGCAGGUUAUGCGAGCCAUCUGAGAGCACACCAGCGUCGACGCUCUCAACCGGAAUCCGGAACAGCUGAGGCCGAAUACGAAGUGUCGGUGACGUAUCGGCGGGGGCUGCCUGUGAUAACGGUACCCCUUCCUUCGCGACGCGAAAAAUGCAGGUUCACCCUCCGCCCCGUCUCGCAGACUGUCGGAGACCUCCUGGAACAGGUGAAGGCGGAAGACCGCGGCGUAGAGCGAGCUGUAGCGCUGGCAGGCGAGGACCGCGUUCGCAUCGCAGCCAGCGACACGGUGGAAUCUCUGCUAGAAAACGAUUUUAGGUUGCUCAUUAACGACACGGAGUAUUACGUGAAGAGUCCACCACAGGAGCGUCUAAGCACGGAAGAGAUCACGCGAUUAAGCGACGUGAGGAACUUGGUGAACCAGCUAUACGAGGCUCUCAAUGUACGCGAGCACCAGAUUCGCAAGGAGCGCGAAUUGAGAUCGCAGCUAGAAAAGCUAUCGUCUGAGUUGCAGCCGCUAGAAGAGAAACGCAUGUCACUAGAAGUGGAGACCACUCGGAAGACCUCAGCACUGACGUGGGUGGGUCUGGGGCUAAUGGGGGUGCAGUUCGGAGUGCUGGCGCGACUCACCUGGUGGGAGUACUCUUGGGACAUCAUGGAGCCGGUCACUUACUUUGUGACCUAUGGGACUGCUAUGGCUGCAUAUGCGUACUUUGUUCUUACUAAACAGGAAUAUAUCUUGCCAGACGUGAAGGAUAGACAGCAUCUACUCACACUCCACAAGAAGGCGAAAAAGAUCGGGCUCGAUCUGGCACAAUAUAAUCGUCUUAAGGAUGAGGUAGACAAAUUACAGAAGGAUCUGGCCAGGCUCCGUGACCCAUUACAAAUUCACUUGCCAGGUACAUUGAACACGCCAGACACCAAACGCUCGCCAUUGACCAAAAUAAAGGAUAUGCUCGAGGAGACCACUAAAAAGAUGAAAAUCACGUAAUAUAGACUGUAACGGACGCCACGUCGCGUUUCAUAGUGUAGCUUGUUGCCAAAGAUUUAGAUGGAUAGAUAUGCCCUCGCCUCAGCGUAAAGUGUAAACCACGAGUGAAAUAAAACUACUAUCCGGCCGUUGAAUGUAUGCGUUUCUGACAGAUCGAGAUUAAAAUGACUAUGUAACUUUGAAGUGGCUUCGCUUUACGAUGAAAUAUUUUUACUAUCUAAUGAUGAUUUAUCAUUU
Messenger RNA from Pararge aegeria (speckled wood butterfly), 1528 nucleotides. RefSeq names its product calcium uniporter protein, mitochondrial (gene MCU). Bases 50 to 1291 code for a protein of 413 amino acids. Gene Ontology annotation, cellular component: uniplex complex; mitochondrial inner membrane. Lineage: Eukaryota; Metazoa; Arthropoda; Insecta; Lepidoptera; Nymphalidae. Gene Ontology annotation, molecular function: calcium channel activity; uniporter activity. Gene Ontology annotation, biological process: mitochondrial calcium ion homeostasis; calcium import into the mitochondrion. The transcript has 9 exons. The record is from RefSeq and is a predicted model, not a curated record.